CUACGUGAGCUUAUGUGCUCUCAACUUCGGCUACGAUGUCGGCACUUUCUCCGAGGUGCAGGCCAUGCAGUCCUUUAGGAGACGAUUCGGCGAGUUCAACGACCAGACAGACAAAUACUCGCUCCCCGGUUGGUCGUUGUCGAUCAUGGCCCCCACACCGUUUCUCGGAUUGCAUCUGCUGUGCCUGGAUCGCAGAGAAAUGGGGCCGUCGUGCCGCUAUCAUAGUGCUAUGCGUAACGGCGAUCUUGCACGCGUGCCUCACCUGGUCCCUAUUACCCUGACGCGACCGACGAUGAUCCCAUUAUACUCUGAGGCAACACUGACCUCUACAUCGACAGCGGCGUCACACUUCAAACCCCCGCUGUACACAGGGCCAUGUUCACGAUCGGUCGCGGCAAUUGUCGUCAUACCCAUCUACCAAGCCGACACCGCGCCCGGUUCCCCCCGAGGGAUGUUUGCCUCGACGAUUGAGCUCAAAAUCGCUCUCUCUACGCUCAUUGCAAGCGUUGUGAUACUCGGUACGAAACCCAUUGACGGGAAUGCUGUUUGGCUGAUACCGAUCGGCCUACAACUCCCCAUCCCCGCCAUCAUCCUGACAUUCUUCCCCGCUCCUGCCUGA
Colletotrichum gloeosporioides is the source of this 619-nucleotide messenger RNA. RefSeq lists its product as uncharacterized. Gene Ontology annotation, biological process: transmembrane transport. The transcript is spliced from 3 exons. The record is from RefSeq and is a predicted model, not a curated record. Gene Ontology annotation, molecular function: transmembrane transporter activity. The coding region runs from base 65 to 619 and encodes 184 amino acids. Gene Ontology annotation, cellular component: membrane. NCBI's taxonomy places the organism in Eukaryota, Fungi, Ascomycota, Sordariomycetes, Glomerellales, Glomerellaceae.